Messenger RNA from Micromonas commoda, 366 nucleotides. RefSeq lists its product with no specific name. NCBI's taxonomy places the organism in Eukaryota, Viridiplantae, Chlorophyta, Mamiellophyceae, Mamiellales, Mamiellaceae. The record is from RefSeq and is a predicted model, not a curated record. The coding region runs from base 1 to 366 and encodes 121 amino acids. Gene Ontology annotation, cellular component: endomembrane system. The transcript has a single exon.
AUGGGCGCAGGGGUGCAGCGGAGGACGUUCGCCAGGCUGGACACGCUGGAUGAGCCCUCGGGGGAUGACCCGCGGUUCACCAUGCCCGCGCACAUGGAUCCGAAGCUGAGGAAACCCGGCAAGAAGACGGUCGCGCUCGGCGUUGGGCUGACCUUCGUCGGGUGUGUCCUGCUCGGAUGCUACCUGCUGUGGUACUUUGGCUUCAUGCCCAUCCCGGACGACGAGGAGAGGGGGACGAGCCUGGCGCUGCUCGUCCUCGGGUGCAUUACCCUUGCGCCGGGUUUAUACGUCACGACGAUACUCGCGGCGGUGUGGCGGGGGAUACCGGGGUUCACGUACGAGAUGAUACCCUCGUUCGAGGACUGA